UUUCGUGUUUGUGAGAGCGCCCGCCCGCCCUCUCCACCAUGAGCAAGGACUUGGAGAAUGGCAAUGCCGCCAAGGAUUUCUCUGAGCCCCCGCCGACGCCUCUCAUCGAUCUUGCGGAGCUCAAGUCGUGGUCGCUCUACCGGGCUUGCAUCGUCGAGCUCGUUGCCACGCUCUUGUUCCUCUACAUUGGCGUCACUGCGCUCAUCGGGCACGCCAGGGCGCAGGCGGCCGCGGGCGGGGAUUCUUGCGGCGGGAUUGGGCUGCUGGGCGUCGCGUGGGUGUUCGGCGGCAUGAUCUUCGUCCUCGUCUACUGCACGGCCGGCGUCUCUGGUGGUCAUCUAAAUCCUGCCGUUACAUUUGGCAUGUUCUUGGCCCGGAAGGUUUCGAUUCCCCGUGCGCUGCUCUACGUUGCGUCCCAGGUCGCGGGCGCGAUCUUUGGGGCGGGGCUGGCCAAAGGCUUCCAGGCCAGCUUCUACAAUGGCAACAUGGGUGGCGCCACUUUCAUCCAGAAUGGCUACACCAAAGCCGAGGGACUGGGCGCUGAGAUCAUCGGGACUUUUGUGCUCGCUUACACUGUCUUCUCCGCCACUGAUCCCAAACGAGUUGCUCGUGACUCUCACGUUCCGGUCCUCGCUCCGCUCCCGAUCGGAUUCGCCGUGUUCAUGGUUCACCUGGCUCUGCUGCCCGUGACUGGCUCGAGUGUGAAUCCGGCUCGCAGCUUUGCAACGGCUGUCAUCUACAAUAACAGCAGAGUUUGGAACGAUCAGUGGGUUUACUGGGUUGGACCGCUUCUUGGAGCUGCGCUCGCCGCAAUGUAUCAUCAAUACAUUCUUCGUGGCGGAGCUCGCGCCGUCAGAGCUCUCAACUCUUUCAGGAGUUCGUCCAUGCACUAAAACGACGUAGAAGUAAGUUGGCUUAUGUGUUCUAAUUAAUCACUAGUUACAAAGUAGAUUUCCCAUUCACUUGUAAAAAAAAUGUUUACACACAAGCAAAGCAAGCACAAGAAAAACUAUUUACUUGAA
Molecule: messenger RNA, 1022 nt
Organism: Selaginella moellendorffii
Lineage: Eukaryota; Viridiplantae; Streptophyta; Lycopodiopsida; Selaginellales; Selaginellaceae
Product: aquaporin PIP2-7
Exons: 4
Coding region: 39-893 (284 amino acids)
Biological process (GO): transmembrane transport
Cellular component (GO): plasma membrane
Molecular function (GO): water channel activity
Source: RefSeq, a predicted model, not a curated record